CAGCCCCGAUCCUUGCUACGUUUGCGUCGCUCUGCCAGGAGCAGUCGCCUCCUCCUUGGCAAAUAGUCCUCGGCAGGGUCCGAGUUCUUGGAUAAUCCGAGAGAAAAGGCACGAUAAGUUGCAGUACGAGGACACGGAAACGACCAGGAGAGGAGGCCAGGGAGCGAAGUUUCCGCAAUAGUGUGUGAAGUUAGUUAAAAACUCCCUCCUUCCUCAGGAUCCCUCCGCCUGCGGUAGCGGUGGUGAGGCGGAGGGAGCCGCCAUUUUGGAUGUUCGGUUCCUGCUGCCACUGCUGCCGCCGCCCCCGGAGCUGCUGGUUUCAUUCGAGGUUUCGGGCCGGUGAGUGUCACUCCCGGCGCUGAGAGCAUACUGCUGCUUUUGCCCCGCCGCUGCCGCGGGCGCUCGACCGGAAGCUUCCUGUCAGUUUCAGGGGUCCAGUCCCAGGCUGUGGGUGUUGAGAAGAGAAAACAGAGAAGCUGGGCCAGGAGGGGCCGGGAGCCCCAGGGGCUGCUCCGACUUCUGGAGGGCCGACCCCGAGGCCUCGGACCGGGAGGUUCCGCGCGCAGCGGCGUUCCGUGUUGUGGCGUUGCCCCGCCGAGGAUGCCAGCCCCCAUCAGAUUGCGGGAGCUGAUCCGGACCAUCCGGACAGCCCGAACCCAAGCUGAAGAACGAGAAAUGAUCCAGAAAGAAUGUGCUGCAAUCCGGUCAUCUUUUAGAGAAGAAGACAAUACAUACCGAUGUCGGAAUGUGGCAAAAUUACUGUAUAUGCACAUGCUGGGCUACCCUGCUCACUUUGGACAGUUGGAGUGCCUCAAGCUUAUUGCCUCUCAAAAAUUUACAGACAAACGCAUUGGCUAUUUAGGGGCAAUGCUGCUGUUAGAUGAAAGACAAGAUGUCCAUCUUCUCAUGACCAACUGUAUCAAGAAUGAUCUUAAUCAUAGCACGCAAUUCGUACAGGGGUUAGCACUUUGUACCCUCGGCUGCAUGGGCUCCUCAGAGAUGUGCAGAGAUCUUGCAGGAGAGGUAGAGAAGCUCCUGAAAACCUCCAACUCUUACUUAAGAAAAAAGGCAGCACUGUGUGCUGUUCAUGUCAUCAGGAAAGUUCCUGAACUUAUGGAGAUGUUUUUACCAGCAACAAAAAAUUUAUUGAAUGAGAAGAACCAUGGUGUCCUCCACACAUCUGUAGUCCUCCUCACAGAAAUGUGUGAGCGAAGCCCAGACAUGCUUGCGCAUUUCAGAAAGCUUGUGCCCCAAUUAGUUCGUAUUUUAAAGAACCUCAUCAUGUCCGGAUAUUCACCAGAACAUGAUGUUUCUGGUAUCAGUGACCCCUUUUUGCAGGUACGAAUUUUGCGGUUAUUAAGAAUUUUAGGACGAAAUGAUGAUGAUUCAAGUGAAGCUAUGAAUGAUAUAUUAGCACAGGUUGCCACUAAUACUGAGACUAGUAAAAAUGUAGGAAAUGCUAUUCUUUAUGAAACGGUUUUGACUAUCAUGGAUAUUAAGUCAGAGAGUGGAUUGCGAGUCCUAGCCAUAAAUAUCCUGGGUCGUUUCUUAUUGAACAAUGACAAGAAUAUUAGAUAUGUGGCUCUGACAUCUUUGUUGAAGACUGUACAGACAGAUCAUAAUGCAGUACAGAGGCACAGAAGCACAAUUGUGGACUGUCUUAAAGAUUUGGAUGUCUCAAUAAAACGGCGUGCAAUGGAAUUGAGUUUUGCCCUGGUAAAUGGGAAUAAUAUCCGAGGCAUGAUGAAAGAAUUACUUUAUUUUCUGGAUUCGUGUGAGCCAGAAUUUAAAGCAGACUGUGCAUCUGGAAUCUUUCUUGCUGCAGAAAAGUAUGCACCUUCCAAGCGAUGGCAUAUAGACACAAUUAUGCGUGUUUUGACAACGGCAGGAAGUUAUGUUCGUGAUGAUGCAGUCCCCAAUUUAAUCCAGUUAAUAACUAAUAGUGUGGAGAUGCAUGCCUAUACUGUCCAGCGCCUGUACAAAGCAAUUCUUGGUGAUUAUUCUCAACAACCUUUGGUACAAGUGGCUGCAUGGUGUAUAGGUGAAUAUGGUGAUCUUCUUGUAUCUGGCCAGUGUGAAGAGGAAGAGCCUAUUCAGGUAACAGAGGAUGAAGUGUUGGAUAUUUUAGAAAGUGUCCUAAUCUCUAAUAUGUCCACCUCUGUGACACGAGGUUAUGCCCUCACUGCCAUUAUGAAGCUUUCCACUCGAUUCACUUGUACUGUAAACCGAAUUAAGAAAGUGGUUUCCAUCUAUGGAAGCAGCAUUGAUGUGGAACUCCAGCAGAGGGCAGUAGAAUAUAAUGCACUUUUCAAGAAAUAUGACCACAUGAGGUCUGCCCUACUUGAGAGAAUGCCUGUCAUGGAAAAAGUGACCACAAAUGGCCCUACUGAGAUUGUGCAGACAAAUGGAGAGACAGAACCAGCUCCACUAGAGACCAAACCGCCACCCUCUGGGCCACAGCCCACCAGCCAGGCCAAUGAUUUAUUGGAUUUGUUGGGAGGAAAUGACAUAACACCUGUUAUUCCAACUGCACCUACAAGCAAACCAUCUUCUGCUGGUGGAGAACUUCUUGAUUUGCUGGGAGACAUCAACCUUACAGGUGCUCCAGCUGCUGCUCCUGCCCCUGCCUCAGUCCCACAGAUAUCCCAGCCCCCCUUCUUGUUGGAUGGGCUUUCAUCACAGCCUCUCUUCAAUGAUAUUGCUGCAGGCAUCCCCUCCAUCACAGCAUACAGUAAGAAUGGCUUGAAGAUAGAAUUCACCUUUGAACGGUCAAAUACCAACCCCAGUGUAACAGUGAUAACGAUACAGGCCUCCAACAGCACAGAGCUAGAUAUGACGGACUUUGUUUUCCAAGCUGCAGUACCAAAGACAUUCCAGCUGCAGCUCUUGUCUCCUAGCAGCAGCAUUGUCCCAGCAUUUAACACGGGGACCAUCACACAAGUCAUUAAAGUUCUGAACCCUCAGAAGCAACAGCUGCGAAUGCGGAUCAAGCUUACAUAUAAUCACAAGGGCUCAGCAAUGCAAGAUCUAGCAGAGGUGAACAACUUUCCCCCUCAGUCCUGGCAAUGAGGGUUUGGCACCAUUCUCAUUCUUUAUCCCACUCAAUCAAAGGAACUCUGGGAAGGAGGUUGUGAUUGCUGGCAAGUCCCCCCCAACUGUACCACGGGCAUGAGGAGCUGAAGAGAACUGCUGAGGAGCAUUUUCCUAAAGUUACUGCUGACCUUGAAGCAUUGUUAAAGACUAAUGUCCUCUCCUUCACUGUUGAGGCUGGCUGCUUCUGGAGGCUACUUUGCACUCUUCCUCUUCUUCUCCUUUUUCCGUACUUCUCCAUCCCUCCCACAUUUACAGCCAGAAUCAACAUUCCCUGGGCCCCUGAGGAAAUAAGCAGCUGGUCUGGAGGAGAGGACUGCAAUCCAUGGCGAAAAAACACUCACUUUGUCUCUGCAGCAAAGAGUUGCCCCUUCUUUCUACUGUUGUUUCUCUGUGGACUGGGCAAGGUGGGGUAUUUAUUCCUCACUAGCUGGGUUACCAUCUUCAGGCACUUUUAACAUCUGGCAUUCGGAAUGGAAAUGUAAUAAUGGACAUUAGGGAGCCCUGCCUUUUUCUACUGGUUCCCCCAAUGUUUGAAAGAGGCAUUAGGCUCCUGGUAGCCUUUUCUGUGCAUUGCUGUAUACACACAGACACACACAUGUAUGUUUGUUACCAAGAACUGGUCAGACCUUGCGAGUUUAUUUGUAAACACUGGACAGAUGGAGUUAAAAAGAGCUUUUGUUGAGAUUUGGCAUGAAGGAUAUGGUGCUCUAUUUGUAAUAGAAACUUCCAAGGCUCUUCCAGCUCCCCUUUCUCGCCAUUCUUUAGCUGUGGUCAUGAAUAGUCUCCAUGAUUUUCAAAAUUGAUUCCCUUUAAAGUGCAAAAUGGUCACCUUCUAAAAGAUAUAUUCAUAGUUAUUAAUGACCCUAUUCCCACCACAAAUUUUAAAGUGCUCCUAAGCCCAUAACUUGCCUGUUUGAACUAUGGUAAUGGGUGGAAGAGGAGUUCACCAGUUUUAAAGAUCAGACUCUGUAUCAAAAGUACCUUUGCCCUUAGGAAGAGUGAGUAUUGGAGUCAUCUUAUCUAUUACUCCAAACCUCCCUUUUUAUUUCUUGAGCCUGGCUUGGACCUUGGCAUUCUGUUUGAAUUCCUUCUAACUGGAACAUUUGUGUUGUAUCUGUAACACUGGCACUGAAAUAAAGACCACACGGUUAAAGAAA
This is a messenger RNA of Gorilla gorilla gorilla (western lowland gorilla), 4250 nucleotides long. RefSeq names its product adaptor related protein complex 1 subunit gamma 1 (gene AP1G1). The record is from RefSeq and is a predicted model, not a curated record. Lineage: Eukaryota; Metazoa; Chordata; Mammalia; Primates; Hominidae. Gene Ontology annotation, cellular component: AP-1 adaptor complex; Golgi apparatus; membrane coat. Bases 601 to 3069 code for a protein of 822 amino acids. The transcript is spliced from 23 exons. Gene Ontology annotation, biological process: vesicle-mediated transport; intracellular protein transport.